This is a messenger RNA of Trichoderma reesei QM6a, 1614 nucleotides long. Its product is annotated as amino acid permease. Bases 1 to 1614 code for a protein of 537 amino acids. Gene Ontology annotation, biological process: transmembrane transport. The record is from RefSeq and is a predicted model, not a curated record. The transcript has 2 exons. Gene Ontology annotation, molecular function: transmembrane transporter activity. NCBI's taxonomy places the organism in Eukaryota, Fungi, Ascomycota, Sordariomycetes, Hypocreales, Hypocreaceae. Gene Ontology annotation, cellular component: membrane.
AUGGAUUCUCGUCGUCGUCGCUCCUCCGUGGGCAGCGGCGCCCAAACGGCCGACCAAGCCCUCGCCUCUCUCGGCUACAAGGCCGAAUUGCCUCGUCAUCUCUCCAUGAUGUCCAUCCUUGGCCUCUCCUUUGCCAUCAUGGCCGUCCCAUUCGGCCUCAGCACCACUCUAUACAUUACACUGACCAAUGGCCAAUCCGUCACCGUUCUUUGGGGAUGGGUUCUGGUCUCGCUCAUCUCUGUCUGCAUUGCUGCGUCUCUCGCCGAAAUCUGCGCCGUCUUCCCGACUGCGGGCGGCGUCUACUACUGGUCCGCAAUGCUAAGUUCACGCGAGUGGGCGCCGCUGGUCAGCUUCGUGGACGGAUGGCUCACACUCGUCGGCAACUGGACGGUUACCCUGAGCAUCAACUUCUCCGGCGCGCAGCUGAUUCUAAGCGCAAUCACUAUCUUUAACGAAGACUUCGUGGCGAAUACGUGGCAGACCGUCCUGUGCUUCUGGGCCGUCAUGCUUGUAUGCGCUCUGGUCAAUGCCUUUGGCUCGCGCUACCUGGACCUCAUCAACAAGAUAUGCAUCUACUGGACUGCUGCAAGUGUCAUCAUCAUCAUGAUCACGCUGCUCACAAUGGCCGACCACCGACGUUCCGGAGACUUUGUAUUUGCCCAUUAUGACGCCUCGGGCAGUGGAUGGCCAACUGGGUGGUCCUUUUUUGUUGGACUCCUUCAAGCCGCCUAUACACUGACCGGCUAUGGCAUGGUUGCCGCCAUGUGCGAGGAAGUGCAGAACCCCGAGCGCGAAGUCCCCAAGGCUAUUGUCCUCUCCGUCGUUGCCGCAGGCAUCACUGGCGUCAUCUACCUCAUCCCGCUCCUCUUCGUCCUCCCCGAUGUGCAGACCCUGCUCACCGUCGCAAACUCUCAACCAAUCGGCUUGCUCUUCAAGAUUGUCACUGGAUCCUCAGCUGGUGGCUUUGGCCUGCUGUUCUUGAUCCUUGGGAUCCUGAUGUUUGCGGGUAUUGGAGCUCUUACAGCUGCCUCGCGAUGCACCUACGCCUUUGCGCGAGAUGGUGCUAUUCCUGGCUACAAGCUGUGGCGCAAGGUGAACAAGUCAUUGGACAUGCCCAUCUGGGCUCUCGUCCUGUCUACGGUGGUUGAUUGCCUCCUGGGGUGCAUCUAUUUCGGCUCCUCCGCCGCCUUCAACUCGUUCACCGGUGUCGCCACCAUCUGUCUCUCAACCUCCUACGGUGUUCCCGUCCUCGUCAACCUUGUCCAGCGCCGUCGAGCAGUGCAGCACUCGCCUUACCCUCUCGGCAAAGUCAUGGGCCCCAUUAUCAACUGCAUCUGCAUCGUCUGGAUCGUCUUCUCCGUUGUGAUAUUCUGCAUGCCGGUCUCGCUGCCGGUUGAUGCCACGACGAUGAACUACGCCUCGGUGGUGUUUGCUGGCUUUGGGGCGAUUGCGUUUAUCUGGUACUUUGCGUAUGCGCGCAAGAACUUUACCGGGCCGCCCGUUCGAAGCGCAGGCGACGAGGGCAUCAUUCCGACAGUGGGAGUGCCGGUGGGCGAUCAUGACGGGACAGGGUCAGAUUCUCCGCCGGCGCACACAGAGAAGGAUCUCAAGUGA